AUGGACGCCGCGGCGGCCGCGCUAGCUGCAGCACCUGCCGCUGGCGUGCCACCCCCUGGCGCAGCCGCAGGGGAGCAGCAGGCAGCUCCCCGGGUUGAGCGGCUCAGCGCGGGGGUGCAGCAGCAGCUGAACCUGGAGGGGAUGCGCGCGCGCGCGGUGGGGCUGUACAAGGCCAUCUCCCGCAUCCUCGAGGACUUCGACGUCAUCGCCCGCACCAAUCCCAGCGCCUCCCCCAAGUGGCAGGACGUGCUCGGGCAGUUCUCGAUGGUGAGCAUGGAGCUCUUCAACAUUGUGGAGGACAUUAAGAAUGUGUCCAAGGUGUUUGUUGUGUACCCCCGGAAUGUCAAUGCCGAGAAUGCUACAAUACUACCUGUAAUGCUGUCAUCAAAACUGCUGCCUGAGAUGGAAGUUGAGGAAACUACAAAGAGAGAGCAACUAUUGUCUGGCAUAACUAAUCUACCGGUGCCUACACAGAUUGAAAAAUUAAAGGUUAGAAUAGACAUGAUUGGAAGUGCUUGCGAAACUGCUGAGAAAGUAAUUGCUGAAUGCCGUAAGAGCUAUGGGCUGGGAACCCGUCAGGGAACAAAUCUUGGUCCUACAUUGGACAAAGCACAAGCUGCAAAGAUACAGGAGCAGGAAGGCCUACUUAGAGCAGCAGUAAAUUAUGGUGAAGGAUUACGGGUACCUGGAGAUCAGAGGCAGCCACAAUCUCUUCCUAGCCAUCUGAUAGAAGUGCUUCCUUUAGGAGAUGGUGCACAAAAUUUUGGUGAUAGUUCUGGUAGUUAUCCCAAAAAUACGUCAACAUUUGCACCUAAUAAUGUCAACAACCAGGGAAAUCAGGUUCAGGCAUCCGGAGGACAGUUACAUGGAAGACCUGCGCCAUCACCUGGAACCACAGGAACCCCUAAUUUCGAGAAUGUGUCCACUCCUCCAAUGCCAUAUGCUAACUCUCCUAGGUCAGGCACCAAUAUGAUGAAUACCCCUUCCCCUCAGCAGCAUCUUACACCACAACAGCAGAGGCAGAAGCUGAUGCAAGCGUCUCAACAGCAGCAACUGCAUGCUCAGCAGCUGAGGCCAUCAGCUGCUGGGAUGCUAGCACAGAGCGCACUUCCUCAGCUACAAGAUUUACAGGGGCAGACUCAACAAAAACUACAGGUCCCUGGUCAACAGCAAAUGCAGUACAACCAAGCCUUGUCACAACAGUUUCAUAACAGACAGAUGCAAUCUGGACGUAUGCAACCAGGCAUGGCUCAGAGUCAAUUGAAUCAAGGAACUCAGCUACGAAGUCAUUUGGGCCAGUUUACUGGAGCUGCAAAUAGUGCAAUGUUCAGUGCUGCACAGGCAUCAUCAAACUCACAGAUGAUGGCAAAUAUACCUGGAUCACAGUCGCUUAUGCCACAAAUGCAGUAUGGUAUGGCUGGUGGGCAUCCACAGAGGAGUCAUCCCCAAAUGCUGACUGACCAAAUGUUCGGUAUGGGAGCCACAAAUAGCAGCAUGAUGGGAAUGCAGCAGCAGCAGCAAGGGGUAUAUGGGAACAUGCAGGCAGGUGCACAGAACAUGCAACAGGGUAUGGUGGGCCUUCAGAAUCAGACCCAGAAUCCCAACUUCACUCAGCAGAGGCAACAAAAUCAGCUAUGA
Miscanthus lutarioriparius is the source of this 1638-nucleotide messenger RNA. The record is from the annotation of a GenBank genome assembly. Lineage: Eukaryota; Viridiplantae; Streptophyta; Magnoliopsida; Poales; Poaceae.